AUGUCAAGUGCAACCACUUCUAAGAAGGGGGUCAAGAAGGUUGCUUCUGUGGCCUCCAACGGGAAGCUGAAGCAAGCAUCUCUGAUGUCGUUCUUUUCAAAAAGUAAGGCUCCAGAACCUUCAGAGCCUAGUUCCGAGAAGUCGGAAGAUGCUCUUCCCUCGCCGGUUUCUUCUUCACCUGGUCCAUCUGCUAUCAGUGACACGGAAGACCUUACUGUUACAAAGGUUGAGACGAAAAUCGCGGGGACCCCUGUGGCAAGCAGUAAGAACAGGCUCGCAAGCACUGUCUCGCAAACCCCCGUCUCAAUGGAGAAAAAAGAGACUAAAAACUUAAACAAUGAGCCUCAGUCAUCGCCAAUUGUGGCCCGCAAGAACAAAAAGAGAAUUGACUACGCUGAGAACGACUCAGACGAAGACGAAGACAUCGUGCUGAGCACCCAAAAGAAGAGGAAAACUGCCAAGGCAAUCGUGGAAAGCGACGAUGACGAUGUGUUUGAGGCCGAGUCUGAGUCCAGCGAGGAUGAAGAAGAUGAUGACGAUGACUUCAUAGUUCCUGACGAUGCAGAGGAAGAUGAAGCCGUGGUCGAGGACGUUGACGAUGACGACCUUGAAAUCUUCGAAGAGGUUUCAAAACCGAAGAAGACUAAAGUCAAAAGCUCAAAAGUGAACGUGACUCCAACAAAGACCGCAGUUGAAACUUCCAGUUUCAAAAGUUCCAAUUUGGCCAGCAAGUUUGGGGCCUCCUCGUCAUACGUCUCUUCAACUACCCCUGCUAAAAAGGCGACACCCUCUUCAAACGGCGCCAUCAGUCCUCCAAAGAAGAACUUCGCCAAGGCAAACGAGGAGAGAUACAAAUGGCUUGUGGAAAUUCGAGACGCCGAUGGACAUUUGGAGCAAGAUCCAGAGUAUGAUCCGCGUACCCUGUAUAUUCCCAAAUCAGCUUGGGCCGGAUUCACACCUUUUGAGAAGCAGUACUGGGAGAUUAAGUCGAAGAUGUACGACUGUGUUGUAUUUUUCAAGAAAGGUAAGUUCUACGAGCUUUAUGAGAAGGACGCAGACAUUGCUCACGACAAGUUCGAUCUGAAACUGGCCGGUGGUGGAAGGGCAAACAUGAGACUUGCGGGUAUCCCGGAGAUGUCUUUUGACUACUGGGCAUCUAAGUUCAUUGAUGCAGGUUUCAAGGUUGCUAAGGUUAACCAGAAUGAGUCCAUGCUUGCCAAAGAAAUUAGAGAGAAGGGCAAGACAAUCACCAGAGAAGAGAAGAUCAUCAAGAGAGAGCUUUCUUGUGUCCUCACAGCAGGUACCUUGACAGAGGAGACCAUGCUUACCGAUGAUAUGGGCAAAUAUUGUCUGGCCAUCAAAGAAUGUACCAAUCCUGAUGGUUCCAAAGUAUUUGGUGUCGCAUUCGUCGACACUGCCACUGGAGCUAUCCAACUUACCGAGAUUGAAGAUGACUCAGAGUGCGGAAAGUUGGAGACUUUGCUGGCACAGAUCCGCCCAACGGAGAUUCUAGCAGAAAAGUCGAACAUCUCGUCUUCUGUCGUCAAGAUGUUGAAGUUCAAUUCGGCUCCGGGUUCACUCUGGAACUUUUUGAAGCCUGGAAAUGAGUUUCUCGAUUACGAUUCUACGUGGGAGGAGCUCACCAGAGGCAAAUACUUCCUUGCUGAGAACCUGGAUGACUAUUCGAACUAUCCCAAGAUCCUUGUGGACUACCAGGAAAACCACCAUGUUGGUUUUAGUGCCUUUGGUGCGCUUAUGUGGUAUCUCAAAUCAUUGAAGCUGGAUAAGCCUAUCAUCUCAAUGGGGAACAUCACAAGAUAUGAUGCGGUGAAGAAAUCCACCCAUAUGACUCUAGAUGGUGUUACCUUGCAAAACCUGGAGAUUUUUGCAAACUCUUUUGAUGGUUCUGAUAAAGGAACCCUGUUCAAGCUGUUGAACCGCGCCAUUACCCCAUUUGGUAAGAGGCAGUUCAAGAGAUGGAUUUUCCAUCCUCUCUUUCAACAGAAGCAGAUUGAGGAUAGACUCGAUUCUGUGGAUGUCCUGCUGAACGAUGGUGAUCUGAGAUACGUUCUUGAGUCUACCUUUUCCAAGAUUCCUGACCUGGAAAGACUUUUAGCCAGAAUUCACGGAGGUACUUUGCAGGUCAAAGAUUUCUCCCGGGUCAUUGAAGGGUUCGAGUCGAUCGCAAAACUUGUGAGGAGCCUCAAGGAAAGUUACGGCGAGAGCUUCGAGAGUAUCUCUGGAGCUCUAGGUACCACUCUUUGCACAAUGCCUCCUAAUCUGGAGGUUCGUGUUAAUGCGUGGACCGAUGCAUUCGACAGGGAACUAGCAGUCACCCAGAAUGUCAUCGUACCAGAGAGAGGUGUCGAGGAAGAAUUUGAUGCAAGUCUGGAUAAGAUCAAGGGCCUUGAAGAAAGUCUCGAAGCUCUCGUUAGACAGUACAGACGUGAGUACAAAUCUCAAGAGAUAUGUUACAGAGACAGUGGAAAAGAGAUCUAUUUGAUUGAAGUUCCUGUGAAGGUUGCUUCGAAGGUUCCAAAAGACUGGCAACAGAUGGCUUCCACUUCUAAAGUCAAAAGGUACUGGUCCCCCGAGGUGAAAACACUGGUCAGAGAACUGAUGGAAGCCAGAGAGCUUCACAAGAUUUUGAUGGAAUCGUUGCAAGGACAAAUGUACGCUAGAUUCGACGAAGACUACGAAACCUUGUGGGCUCCCGUCGUGAGAUGUGUGGCUGCUUUGGAUUGUAUUAUUUCGCUCACGAGAGCCUCUGAGUCGUUGGGAACAUGUUCAUCCCGUCCAGUCUUUGUGAACAGUACGCAAGGAAUGAUUGAUUUCAAGGAUCUGCGUCAUCCAUGCUUCACACCAGGUGGUGCUUCUGGUACUCAUGAUUUUAUCCCAAACGAUAUCUCUUUGGGCGUCGACAACUCAGCCAAGGUUUCCUUGCUGACUGGUGCUAAUGCUGCAGGUAAGUCUACCUUGCUCAGAAUGUCCUGUAUUGCUGUUGUCAUGGCACAGAUUGGCUGUUACGUGCCUGCUUCAUCUGCCCGUCUGACUCCAAUUGAUAGAAUUAUGACAAGACUGGGUGCCAAUGAUAACAUCAUGCAAGGAAAAUCGACCUUUUUUGUGGAGUUAUCUGAGACGAAAAGAAUGCUGGACACCGCGACCCCCAGAUCGUUGCUCGUGCUUGACGAGUUGGGAAGAGGUGGUUCUUCCAGUGAUGGUUUCGCGAUUGCUGAGGCCGUUCUUCACCACAUUGCAACUCACAUACAAUCGCUCGGAUUUUUCGCUACACAUUACGGUACCUUGGGAGCUUCUUUCAGGCAUCAUCCAAGAGUCAAGCCCCAACGUAUGGCCAUCCUGGUUGACGAGGAGUCCAAAAACAUUACCUUCCUGUACAAGCUGGAAGCUGGUGCUUCCUUGGGUUCGUUUGGUAUGCAUGUUGCGUCAAUGUGUGGAAUCGAUCGCAAAAUCGUUGACGUUGCAGAAGAAGCUGCCAAAGAGAUGGAACAUACAUCCAAGCUCAAGAAAGCCCAGGCGAAGGUUAGUGGAGAUGAAUUGGCUCUGGUGCCAUUAGGACUGCAAAGUGACUUUGCUUCAUUGCUAAAGGGUGACUUUGGAUCAUGCCAAACAGAAGAGAUGAAGAUGGACGCCUUGACCAGCAUUCUUACGAUUAUUGGUCAGAUAUAG
This is a messenger RNA of Kuraishia capsulata CBS 1993, 3687 nucleotides long. RefSeq lists its product as uncharacterized. The coding region runs from base 1 to 3687 and encodes 1228 amino acids. Gene Ontology annotation, molecular function: ATP-dependent DNA damage sensor activity; mismatched DNA binding; ATP binding. Gene Ontology annotation, cellular component: MutSalpha complex; nucleus. The record is from RefSeq and is a predicted model, not a curated record. Lineage: Eukaryota; Fungi; Ascomycota; Pichiomycetes; Pichiales; Pichiaceae. Gene Ontology annotation, biological process: mismatch repair. The transcript has a single exon.